Molecule: messenger RNA, 816 nt
Organism: Loa loa (African eye worm)
Lineage: Eukaryota; Metazoa; Nematoda; Chromadorea; Rhabditida; Onchocercidae
Exons: 4
Coding region: 29-421 (130 amino acids)
Cellular component (GO): cell cortex
Molecular function (GO): actin monomer binding
Source: RefSeq, a predicted model, not a curated record
UUUCAGACCGCCCAAUCAAUAAUUUAGGAUGUCUGGCUGGGCUGCUUAUAUCAAGAAUCUGCUUGAUUCAAGUCAAGGUAUACAACGAGCUGCUAUUGUUGGUUAUCCAGACGGUUCUGUAUGGGCAAGGUCUGAAGGUGACCGUGAAUUCCGGGCAACAGAUGAAGAGUUAAAGAAAUUUGUCAGUCUAUAUGAUCAUAUUGAAAAGGUGCCAGCUGUUGGUUGCGAUUUGGAAGGUGUGCAUUAUAUAGUGCCACGGACGGAACAGAAUCUCAUUUUUGGUAAACGCGAUAAAACUGGAAUAUUUGCAGCUAAAACUAAAUCAGCUGUGCUGAUUGCUUGCUAUAAGGGAGAAAAUGCAGCAGAGGUACGUGUAGCAGUUGAGAAACUUGCGCAAUAUUUAAUGGAUUCUGGAUACUAAAAAUUUUGAAUUGGUGUUUUCAUCGCUUACGAAAGAACAUUUCACUUUCAUCGGAAUCAUGAACUUAUGAGUGCUUUUUUUUAAAUUUUUCACACAGAAUCUUGAAAGUUUUGCAUCUUUUCAUGAUCUGAAAUUCCGUCCUCUAGAGGUUUUCACAGACUAGUAAAUCCUCUUCUUUUUGGUCGGCUCACGCAGUUGUCACCGUUUUCUUAUUCUGCUGCGUUAUUUAUUUCCAGUCUUCCAUUCUCACAUUUCGAUGUAUUGUUGUCAUUCUUGGAAGAAGCAAAUUUUCCACUACAUUUCAGAUUUCAUUUCAGCUAUUUGUUAUAAUAUUGCUUUGACUUCUUUUCUAAGCAUAACUCUUGCAUCACCACUUUCUUUUGCAACCAUUCCAG